Messenger RNA from Vombatus ursinus (common wombat), 2303 nucleotides. It is a transcript of the gene SIRT4, whose product is annotated as sirtuin 4. Gene Ontology annotation, molecular function: NAD+ binding; NAD-dependent protein lysine deacetylase activity. The coding region runs from base 100 to 1158 and encodes 352 amino acids. Lineage: Eukaryota; Metazoa; Chordata; Mammalia; Diprotodontia; Vombatidae. The record is from RefSeq and is a predicted model, not a curated record. The transcript is spliced from 5 exons.
CCUGGUGGACUACAACUCCCAGGAGGAGGUGGUGAGCAGCCAGCCUGGGACUGUCCUGUCCAUGGAGCUGAUGAUCCUGGGGCAGUAAAAGAAUGAGAAAUGAGCCCCCUGUGUAUCUUCAGCCCUCGCAUCCUUCACCCCCGAGGCUCCCACACAGCAGCGGGCACCUUUGUACCACCGUGUCCUCCCCUGGACCGGGAGAAAGUCAAGGAGUUACAGAGAUUCAUCUCCCUUUCCAAGAGACUCCUAGUGAUGACCGGAGCCGGAAUCUCCACUGAGUCAGGCAUCCCAGAUUACAGAUCAGAAAAGGUGGGGCUCUAUGCCCGGACGGACCGCCGCCCUAUCCAACAUGUGAAUUUUGUCCAAAGUGCUAAAACCCGCCAGCGCUACUGGGCAAGAAAUUUUGUUGGGUGGCCUCAGUUCUCCUCUCACCAGCCUAACGCCGCACAUUUGGCCUUGAGCAGCUGGGAGACACUCGGGAAACUCUACUGGUUGGUGACCCAAAAUGUGGAUGCUCUGCAUACCAAGGCGGGGAGUCAGCGUCUGACUGAACUCCAUGGAUGCAUGCACAGGGUUCUCUGCUUGCAUUGUGGAGAACAGACUCCCCGAGAGGUGCUGCAGGACCGAUUUGAAGCCCUGAAUUCCACCUGGGGAGCGGAGGCCCACGGCGUGGCCCCUGAUGGCGACGUCUUCCUGACGGAGGACCAGGUCCGAAGCUUCCGUGUCCCACCCUGCACCAAGUGUGGAGGCCCCCUGAAGCCAGAUGUUGUUUUCUUUGGGGACACAGUGAACCACGAUAAGGUGGAUUUCGUGCACAUGCGUGUGAAGGAAGCCGACGCCCUUCUGGUGGUAGGAUCUUCCUUGCAGGUAUACUCUGGCUACAAGUUUAUUCUUGCGGCCCAUGAGAAGAAACUACCCAUUGCAAUACUGAACAUUGGGCCCACGAGGUCAGACCAGCUGGCCUGCCUGAAGUUGGAUUUCCGAUGUGCAGAGAUCCUGCCUUUAAUAGCCCCACAGAGACCAGGGCUCGGUGCUCCUAACCCCCAAGGAGGCCCUUUACUGGACCUGAGCUGCGGAAGAACGCACCAUGCUCCUGCCUCCCAGUCCCACCUCAAAAUGGCAGAUGCUGUUUCUCAGCCAGUAGAGGGCAACCCAUGACCACAUUCAUCCAUCUCAGCAUCCUAGUUCACACCCCGGGUGGGGGGGGGGGCCAGCAUCCAAUUGUGCUGCUAUGUUCUCUACCAGGGACUUGGAAACUCUACAUUGUUUGGAGGUCGGGCGCCAAAGGAACAUCUUUGUGCCCCAGCAGCAGCUGCAUUUAAGGCAGACAACUGAUCACAAACCACAUCUCCUUCUCAGACCUGACUUUUUCAUUCUGGGUUGGCGAUGGCCCCAGUAGGGAGGCCAGCAUGGUCUCCUCGAGGAAUUGGUAGCAGUCUGAGGAAAGGGUAGGAUGAAACACUAAUUUAGUUUUAUAAUCUCAAACAGCUAAAGUUAUCUUUUAAUUGUACCAUUUCAAUCAAUCAAUAAACAUUUUUUAAAUAUCUUUAAGAAAGCAAAUGAAUAUAUUUCCUUUGGGCAGGGCAAGUAGUGAUUUAAAUGAAUUUUUAUUAAACAGGGAAUAAUCGGAGACUCCUUUUCUCCAACACACCAGGUGCAGGGUAUAUAUGGGGUUGUAUUCUAUUUCAGUCAUUAACAAGAGAAGGAGAGUUUGUGGUGGAAAUCUCCAGAGAUUUCUCUUUGGUCCCAGAGACCAGUGCCAACCACCUGCCUUAAAGCCCAAACUGGAGGAGGAAAAACAGUGAAAUUCCAAUUGUUCACUAACGUUCAUUGUUUCUGCUCAGAAAGCAGUGGGUCUUGUUGGGUUACAGAGACUUAGGAGGUACAGCUCAGACUUUCUAAGCAGUCUUAAUCAGCAAAGGAAAGAGAAUGAAAGAACUUCAGGCGUCUAAAUGGAAGUCUUCUGUCUAAAAUGAGGGCAGGCAAUACGAGCCUGUUGGACAAAUACCGGGGAAACAAAUGUGCCUUUACAUCACCAGAUUUUUGGAAACAUACUGAACUUUUUCACCUGAAUAGAUGAAUAUAUUCUACAGGCAUCAAAUGAUUAACUCUUCUAGCGCCCCGUGUGAAGUGUGGCUGUUGUCAAACCCCAGUGCAGCUGGGCUGAAACUGGGGAGGGUAAGGACACGUUGAACCUGGAACAAUUAUGCAAUGAGUCCACAAUAGCAAAAUAAUUAGAAUCAAGGACUCCUGAGCCCCACCACUGUUCUUGAUACACAGAAAAUAAAGCUGUUUUUCUUCUA